Messenger RNA from Megalops cyprinoides (Indo-Pacific tarpon), 3405 nucleotides. RefSeq names its product AP-3 complex subunit beta-2-like. The record is from RefSeq and is a predicted model, not a curated record. The transcript has 27 exons. Gene Ontology annotation, cellular component: membrane coat; AP-3 adaptor complex. Gene Ontology annotation, biological process: anterograde synaptic vesicle transport; vesicle-mediated transport; intracellular protein transport. Lineage: Eukaryota; Metazoa; Chordata; Actinopteri; Elopiformes; Megalopidae. Bases 85 to 3369 code for a protein of 1094 amino acids.
ACAAGCAAACCCAUCCGUGUAAGCGCCUCGGUCUCCAUAUCCUUGCUACAUCUCCAUCAGUGUGCUAUAUAGGUAGCGGUGACAAUGUCGGCGAGCUCCACUCACAGCGACGAGAAGGGGAGUGUCGGGGAGACAGACUACGGUCACGACCCGGCCAGCGGAGGAAUUUUCUCCUCCGAUUAUAAGAGACAUGAUGACCUGAAGGAGAUGUUGGAUAGCAAUAAAGACUCUCUGAAGCUGGAAGCCAUGAAACGGAUUGUGGCUAUGAUUGCCCGGGGAAAGAACGCCUCCGACCUGUUUCCCGCUGUGGUGAAGAAUGUGGCCUGUAAGAACAUAGAGGUGAAGAAGCUGGUGUAUGUCUAUCUGGUGCGCUAUGCAGAGGAACAGCAGGACCUGGCUCUGCUCUCCAUCUCCACCUUCCAGAGGGGGUUAAAGGACCCGAACCAGCUGAUCCGUGCCAGUGCCCUGCGGGUCCUCUCCAGCAUCCGUGUCACCAUCAUCGUGCCCAUCAUGAUGCUGGCCAUCAAGGAGGCUGCGUCCGAUAUGUCCCCCUACGUACGCAAAACUGCUGCCCACGCCAUUCCCAAACUCUACAGCUUGGACCCAGACCAGAAGGACCAACUAAUCGAAGUCAUUGAGAAACUUCUCACUGACAAAACAACACUGGUAGCAGGCAGUGUGGUGAUGGCAUUUGAGGAGGUUUGCCCGGAGCGUAUCGACCUCAUCCAUAAGAACUACCGUAAGCUGUGCAACCUCCUGAUCGAUGUGGAAGAGUGGGGUCAGGUGGUGAUCAUCAACAUGCUGACACGCUACGCUCGGACCCAGUUCCUCAACCCUAACGCCAACGAGUCUCUGCUGGAAGAGAGUGGGGAGAAGGCCUUCUAUGGCUCGGAGGAUGAGGACGAGAAAGAUGAGGAGGUUGAGGCCGCCGCCCUGGCCAAUAGGAAGCCGUAUGUGAUGGACCCCGACCACAGGCUGUUGUUACGCAACACCAAGCCCCUGCUGCAGAGCCGCAACGCAGCUGUAGUCAUGGCUGUAGCUCAGCUGUAUUUCCAUCUUGCUCCCAAGGCCGAGGUGGGUGUCAUCGCCAAAGCCCUGGUGCGUCUGAUGAGGAGCCACAGUGAAGUCCAGUUUGUUGUUUUGCAGAAUGUAGCAACAAUGUCCAUCAAGCGAAGGGGCAUGUUCGAGCCCUAUCUGAAGAGUUUCUACGUCCGCUCCACAGACCCCACUCAAAUUAAAGUGCUCAAGUUGGAGGUAUUGACCAACUUGGCCAGUGAGACCAACAUUUCAACUAUCCUGAGAGAAUUUCAGACUUACAUUAAAAGCAUGGACAAGGACUUUGUUGCUGCCACUAUACAAGCCAUUGGCCGCUGUGCCACCACCAUUGGUGAGGUGAGGGACACCUGUCUAAAUGGCCUGGUCCAGCUUCUGUCCAACAGGGAUGAGCUAGUGGUGGCCGAGUCCGUCGUUGUGAUUAAGAAGCUUCUCCAGAUGCAGCCAGAGCAGCAUAGUGACAUCAUCAAACACAUGGCCAAACUCACCGACCACAUCCAGGUUCCCAUGGCAAGGGCUAGUAUCUUGUGGUUGAUUGGUGAGUACUGUGAGCACGUUCCUAAAAUUGCUCCAGACGUGUUGAGGAAAAUGGCCAAGUGCUUCACCAACGAAGAGGACAUCGUCAAACUGCAGAUCCUCAACCUGGCGGCCAAACUCUACCUGACCAACUCCAAGCAGACCAAGCUGCUCACUCAGUAUGUACUGAACCUGGCAAAGUACGACCAGAACUACGACACCAGAGAUCGCGCACGGUUCAUCCGCCAGCUCCUCCUGCCCAAUGAGAAGAGCGGCGCUCUCAGCAAAUACGCCAAGAAGCUGUUCCUGGCCCAAAAGCCUGCACCUGUGCUAGAGUCUCCAUUCAAAGACAGAGACCACUUCCAGCUGGGCUCUCUCUCUCACCUGCUCAACGCCAAAGUGGGUGGCUACCAGGAGCUGCCAGAGUGGCCUGACACUGCUCCAGACCCCUCCGUCCGGAACGUGGAGGUUCCAGAAUGGACCAAGAGCAGCGGUCGGGAGAAGAGGAAGGAGAAGAAGGUGGAGAAGCCAUUCUACUCAGACUCAGAGGGGGAGUCAGGACCAACGGAGUCGGCAGACAGCGAGUCAGACACGGGUAGUGGCUCAGAGAGCGAGAGUGGGAGUGGCAGUGAGGAGAGUGGCUUGGAGUCAGAGAGCGAGGAGAGUGAGGAGGAGUCUGAAGCAGAGAAGAAGAAGAAGAAGAAACAUGAGAAGGUUAAAGACAGCAAGCCCAGCAGUGCAGAGGAAAAGAGGGAAGCGAAGAAGGGCAAGGAGCAGAGGAGUGUGUCUGACACUGAGGAAGAAGAAGAGGAAGAGAGUGAGUCAGAGAGCAGCGAGUCAGAGUCAGAGUCUGAGUCUGAAUCAGAGCAGGAGUCAGAGUCUGACACAGAGACCAAGAGGAAAAAGAAGACCAGCACAUCCAAACCCCAAGCAAAGCAGCCCAAAAGUGAGGUGCAGGAGAUGUCUCUCCUGGAUCUGGAUGACUUUGCCCCUGCCCCAUCUCCCCAGGUCACCCCUGUCAGUAACAUCCUGCCCAGCAGCCUCGUGUCUGACCUAGAGGGGCUCUCACUCACAGACUCAUCGCUGACUCCCGCGACCAUUUGUCCCGCCUUUGGCUCGGUGAAGACCUAUGAGCUACUGCACCGCAUCACAGGGGAGGGGCUCAGCGUGGAGUACUGCUUCAGCCGACAGCCCUUUAGCCCAGACCCACACAUGGUGUCUGUACAGAUCCAGUUCACCAACAACUCUGACAGCGAAGCCAAGAACCUGCGCGUUCAGGAGCCCAAACUCCAGUCUGGCAUGAGGAUCAAAGAGUUCCCAGAGAUCGAGGUGUUGCCUGCAGGUGAGACGGUCACCAUUGUGAUGGGGAUUGAUUUCUGUGAUUCCACACAAGCAGCCAAUUUUCAGCUCUGCACUCAUACCAGAAAGUUCUUUGUGUCGAUCCAGCCCCCAGUGGGGGAGUUAAUGAUGCCCGUCUUCAUCACGGAGAACGAGUUCAAGAAGGAGCAAGGUCAGCUUAUGGGGAUGAACGAGAUCACAGAGAAGUUGACCCUGGGGCCAGAGUGCAGGAGUGACCACGUGCUUGCACAGAGGGUCACCUCCACCGCCAACCUCAGCCGGGUACCCUGCGGUUCUGAGAAGGAGUGCAGAUUUGCAGGGAGGACAGUGACCAGUGGCAGCCUGGUGCUGGUCACCGUGGUGACAGAGGAUGACUGCAUGGCCCAGCUGACUGUCAACUGUGAGAAGAUGGUGAUCGGUACUAUGCUGGUAAAGGAUGUGCUCCAAGCGCUGUCUCAGUGAUGAGAGUAUCCCAAAACUCGACCCUUAACCAUCACC